This is a messenger RNA of Diplodia corticola, 981 nucleotides long. RefSeq names its product carbohydrate esterase family 8 protein. The coding region runs from base 1 to 981 and encodes 326 amino acids. The record is from RefSeq and is a predicted model, not a curated record. Gene Ontology annotation, molecular function: pectinesterase activity. Gene Ontology annotation, biological process: cell wall modification. NCBI's taxonomy places the organism in Eukaryota, Fungi, Ascomycota, Dothideomycetes, Botryosphaeriales, Botryosphaeriaceae. The transcript has 2 exons.
AUGCGUCACUCUUUCAUUAUCCCGUGCCUUUUCGGCUCCGCUCUCGCUUUGACGUCACCCCCCAGCGGCGCCAUCACCGUCGGCGGGUCUGACGGCAAGUUCAAGACGAUCCAAGAGGCCGUCGACGCCCUGUCCAACACGACCGAGACGCAAAACAUCUUUGUCUGGCCCGGCACCUACGAGGAGCAGGUCUACGUGUCCAAGCACGUCGGCACCAUCAACAUCUUCGGCUACUCGGCCAACGACACCUCGUACCAAGCCAACACCGUGACCCUGACCUCCGGCCUCAGCCAGGCCUUCAACCUCACCAACGACCUCACCGCCACGCUGCGCGCCCACUCGCCCAACUUCAACGUCUACAACCUCAACAUCGAGAACACGUAUGGCGAGGGCAGCCAGGCCGUUGCCGUCUCGGCCAUGGCGACGCACCAGGGCUACUACGCCAGCAAGCUGACCGGCUACCAAGACACGCUGCUGACCCACAUCGGCAAGCACUACUUUGCCAACACCUACAUCGAGGGCGCCACCGACUUCAUCUUCGGCAUGCGCUCCAGCGCGUGGUUCAGCAACUGCUCUCUGCGCGUGCCCACCCCCGUGUCGGGCACCGGCUGGAUCACGGCGAGCGGCCGGACCACGGCGGACGAAGGCUGGUACGUCAUCGACGGCGGCAGCGUCGAGGCUGCGCCGGGCGCCAACGUCACUGCCGGCGCGUACUAUCUGGGGCGGCCGUGGCGCAGCUUUGCGCGGGCCGUGUUCCAGGGAGUGUACUUGAGCGAUGUCGUCAAUCCCGAGGGCUGGGCCAUUUGGUCCACCUCGCAGAACAACACGGAGAACGUCACGUUUGCUGAGUUUGGAAACACGGGUCCGGGCAAGUGGGAUGAUGCUACGAGGGCGAGCUUUGCGCAGGAGUUGGCGAAGAAGGUCGAGAUUGAGGAGGUGCUGGGGGCCGACUACAAGGAGUGGGUUGAUGCGAAGUUUUAG